Cyprinodon variegatus (sheepshead minnow) is the source of this 586-nucleotide messenger RNA. RefSeq names its product glutaredoxin 5 (gene glrx5). The transcript has 2 exons. The record is from RefSeq and is a predicted model, not a curated record. Lineage: Eukaryota; Metazoa; Chordata; Actinopteri; Cyprinodontiformes; Cyprinodontidae. The coding region runs from base 112 to 582 and encodes 156 amino acids.
CAGCAAGCUUGAACUCUCUGUUGCCCCGUGAGUUUCUCUCAAACAGACCCCAACUUGUCCUGUAGCGAGCUGUUUAUUUGUCCCUAACAGUUAAAAGCUCUAAAUUGUACCAUGAAUAGUUUAAUAAGAUCUACUGGCAGGUGUUUACGUUCCGGCGCGGCCGCGUGCUUACUCAGGACGGCCGACGGACGUGUUGGAGCGGCCUCGGCCCGGUUCCUCUGCUCGGCGGCGGACGUCCAGAAGGACCUUGGCGAGCUGGUGAAGAAGGACAAGGUUGUGGUGUUUAUGAAGGGGACCCCCGCUCAGCCAAUGUGCGGCUUUAGCAACGCCGUGGUGCAGAUCCUCCGGAUGCAUGGGGUGGACCAGUACUCUUCUUAUAACGUCCUGGAGGACCAGGAGCUGAGGGAAGGAGUCAAAGUGUUUUCCAACUGGCCCACCAUCCCUCAGGUCUACUUCAAUGGCGAGUUUGUGGGAGGCUGCGACAUCCUGCUUCAGAUGCACCAGAAUGGGGACCUGGUGGAUGAGCUGAAGAAGCUGGGAAUCCGCUCUGCUCUGCUGGACGCCGAGAAGGAAUCCAAGUAGAAGA